Lagenorhynchus albirostris (white-beaked dolphin) is the source of this 2310-nucleotide messenger RNA. RefSeq lists its product as uncharacterized. The transcript has 3 exons. The record is from RefSeq and is a predicted model, not a curated record. Gene Ontology annotation, molecular function: nucleic acid binding; aspartic-type endopeptidase activity. Bases 1 to 2310 code for a protein of 769 amino acids. Lineage: Eukaryota; Metazoa; Chordata; Mammalia; Artiodactyla; Delphinidae. Gene Ontology annotation, biological process: DNA integration; proteolysis.
AUGCAGAGAGCACAAAGCCACCCAACUAAGAAGGAACUGCCCUAUCUCAUCCUUCCUCCCUUCCUCACUGACAGCCCCCACGAAAUGCUGGCAGACCAAGUAAGCAGCUAUCAAAGAAAAACUCUCCCCGAGCCCCGGGUAACUCUUAAAGUGGAGGGGGAACCUGUUCAAUUUUUGGUAGAUACCGGAGCCCAGCACUCCGUCCUUCUCCACUCAAAAGGUCCUAUCUCAGCUAAAAGGUCAUGGGUACAAGGAGCCACUGGGAAUAAACAAUAUUCAUGGACCACACGAAGGACAGUAGAUCUUGGGAUUGGACGAGUAACCCAUUCAUUUUUGAUUAUUCCGGAAUGCCCCUAUCCUUUGCUGGGAAGAGAUUUACUCUCCAAAGUAGGGGCUCAAAUCCACUUUCAGCCAGAAGGUUCCACCAUAACUGAUAAUAAAGGAAGGUUACUUCAAAUAUUGACUAUGAAAUUAGAAGAUGAAUAUAAAUUAUACGAGCAGCCUUCAUCCUCACGAGUUAAUGUUACAGAUUGGGUAACUCGGUUCCCUCAAGCCUGGGCAGAAACUGCCGGAAUGGGGAUGGCCAAAAAUCGGCCCCCGGUGCUAGUGGAACUCAAGGCAACUGCCACCCCAAUAAUGGUCCGUCAAUACCCCAUGAGUAGAGAAGCCAAAGACGGUAUCCGUCCCCAUAUACAGAGGCUACUAGACUUGGGCAUCUUAAUAAGAUGUCAAUCAGCAUGGAACACCCCUCUCCUGCCGGUAAAGAAACCAGGAACAAAUGAUUAUCGGCCGGUGCAGGAUCUACGAGAGGUAAACAAACGGGUGGCAGACCUCCACCCCACAGUUCCAAACCCUUACAACCUCCUGAGCACUCUUCCACCUCAACAUACGUGGUAUACUGUUUUGGACCUUAAAGAUGCUUUUUUCUGUUUAAGACUGUCUCCCCUGAGCCAACCCUACUUUGCCUUCGAAUGGAAAGAUCCAACAUCGGGAAUGUCUGGUCAGCUGACAUGGACACGGCUACCUCAGGGAUUUAAGAACUCCCCGACCAUCUUUGAUGAAGCCCUCCAUCAGGAUUUGGCAUUAUAUAGAGAAUCAAAUCCCCAGGUAACAUUACUCCAAUACGUUGAUGAUAUUUUAUUAGCUGCUGAGACCCAAGAAGAUUGUAUCAAGGGUACUGAAAAACUGUUAACGGAACUUGGAACCCUGGGAUAUAGAGCCUCAGCCAAGAAAGCACAAAUAUGCCAACAACAGCAAGCAGAAUCCAUGUUACAACAGAUGCACAGAUGGACACAUUUGGGGACUAAAAAGAUGGUAGCCUUGUUACAAAAAGCCGGGUACGAAACCCCUGGAAUGACAAAAUUAGCUGAACAAAUUGUGCAGGAAUGCGUCCCAUGUCAACAGGUAAAUGCUCAAAAAGGGAAACUUGAAACUGGAAGGAGACUCAGGGGGGACCGCCCAGGAACUUACUGGGAGGUGGACUUUACUGAAGUGCGUCCUGGAAGGUACGGUAAUAAAUACCUUUUAGUUUUUGUAGACACUUUUUCAGGAUGGAUAGAGGCUUUCCCAACAAAGAAAGAAACAGCUGCUGUAGUCGCCAAGAAGAUUUUAGAAGAAAUUUUUCCUCGAUUUGGAGCACCAAAGGUAAUAGGGUCUGAUAAUGGUCCAGCCUUCGUCGCCCAGGUAAGUCAGGAUGUGGCCAGAUAUUUGGGGACUGAUUGGAAAUUACAUUGUGCAUAUAGACCCCAGAGUUCAGGUCAGGUAGAAAGAAUGAAUAGAACUCUAAAAGAGACCCUAACCAAAUUGUCCUUGGAGACUGGCGGUACAGAUUGGACGGUGCUCCUUCCUUUAGCCCUGUUCCGGGUUAGGAAUACACCUUCCCGGUACCAUCUUACUCCUUUUGAGGUGCUAUACGGGGCCCCACCUCCCCUUCUCACCUUAGGAGAAGAAAUAAAACCAGACUGUCAAAAUAACACUGACUUGUAUGCUAGGCUAUUGGGACUCCAACUGGUCCAAAAGGAGAUAUGGUCCCAACUCGCCGAGGCCUACCAACCGGGAACACCGGGAGAAACUCAUCCUUUCCAAGUCGGGGACUCCGUAUACGUCCGUCGGCAUCGAACCCAGACGUUGGAACCUCGAUGGAAAGGACCAUACACCGUCCUCCUAACCACCCCAACGGCCAUAAAAGUGGACGGCAUCGCUGCCUGGAUCCAUGCUUCACACGUGAAAGCUGCACCAGCGGCGGCAUCAUCAGGAUGGCAGGCCCAAAGAACCGACAACCCGCUCAAACUCAAGCUUCUACGAACCUAA